AAAAGAUGGGAAGCGGUGUAGUAGCUCUCUUAACUCUCUCUCUUCUUCUUCUCAUUGCAACCCACCAAGCUCAUUCCGCAAUAGGCGUGAACUGGGGAACGCUGUCGUAUCACAAGAUGAGACCUUCAACAGUGGUGGAUCUCCUCAAAGCCAACAAAAUAACCAAAGUAAAGCUCUUUGAUUCAAAUCCAGAUGCACUCCGAGCUCUAAUGGGCACUGGAAUCCAAGUCAUGAUCAGCAUUCCCAAUGACCUUCUCUCCACUUUCAAUCCUGAUCUCUUCGUCCAGCAGAAUCUCUCUCGCUUCAUGGGCAAAGGUGGCGCUGACAUCAGGUACGUUGCAGUAGGGAACGAGCCGUUCUUGACGAGUUACGGAGGUGUGUAUCAGAACUAUGUUGUUCCAGCUAUGGUUAACCUGCAACAGUCUUUGGUCAAAGCAAAUCUAGCUAGCUAUGUGAAGUUGGUUGUUCCUUGUAACGCAGAUGCGUAUGAGUCUAAUGUUCCUUCUCAGGGGACGUUUAGGCCUGAUCUAAUGCAGAUUAUGACUGAACUAGCUUCGUUUCUCAAUUCAAAUGGGUCUCCCUUUGUUGUCAAUAUCUAUCCUUUCCUUAGUCUCUAUCAAAACUCUGACUUCCCACAAGACUUUGCGUUUUUCGAGGGGAGUAGUCAUCCUGUUCUUGAUGGGCCUAAUGUUUAUUAUAAUGCGUUUGAUGGGAACUUUGACACUCUUGUCUCUGCUCUCGCCAAGAUUGGGUUUGGUCAGAUGCCUAUUGUUAUUGGUGAGAUUGGUUGGCCUACGGAUGGAGCAGUUGGUGCUAACCUCACGGCGGCAAGGGUUUUUAACCAAGGGCUUAUCAACCAUUUGUUGAGUAACAAAGGGACGCCGCUAAGACCUGGCUCACCUCCUAUGGAUGUGUAUCUUUUUGGUUUGCUUGAUGAAGGAGCUAAGAGCACGUUGCCUGGUAACUUUGAGAGGCAUUGGGGAAUCUUCUCUUUUGAUGGACAGGCCAAGUAUCGUCUCAACUUAGGAAACAAAGGAGGACUCAAGAAUGCGGAGAAUGUGCAGUACCUUCCUUCCAGGUGGUGUGUGGCUCACCCGGAGAAGGAUAUGGCACAAGUUGCAGACGAACACUUGAGGCUUGCUUGCAGCCAAGCGGAUUGCACAACGCUCAACGACGGGGGAUCAUGCAGCCAACUUGGGGAGAAGGAUAAUAUCUCAUAUGUUUUCAACAGUUACUAUCAGCUGCAGAUGCAAAAUGAAAAGAGCUGUGACUUUGAUGGGCUUGGUAUGGUCACUUUCCUAGAUCCUUCAGUUGGGGAUUGUAGAUUUCUUGUGGGUGUUACAGAUAAAGAUUUGUCUUCAAGCAGCGCUGAGAUAAUGGCAAGGUGGGAUAUCUACCACAUUUGGAUUGGACUAGUGGGGGUGUGGGCUCUAACACGGUGUUACAUUUUGUACUAAGAUAAAGGAUAUGGAGAAAUUACAUAUAUAUAGAGAGAGGGUCAUAUUGACUUUAUAUUGUAUUUCGAGUCACUUUCUUGAGCAUGUAAGCUGAAACGUAGAACCAGUGUAACAUCAUCAUCUUCUUGGGGUUUAUAUUAGAAAGCAAGUAGUAUUGUCUCUUCUCUCUACUACAUGUCUACAACUAUAGUAGUAUCUUUGUUGAUUGAUGACUAUAAAAUGCCAAUGUAGC
Molecule: messenger RNA, 1689 nt
Organism: Eruca vesicaria subsp. sativa (arugula)
Lineage: Eukaryota; Viridiplantae; Streptophyta; Magnoliopsida; Brassicales; Brassicaceae
Source: the annotation of a GenBank genome assembly